This is a messenger RNA of Cynara cardunculus var. scolymus (artichoke), 1732 nucleotides long. RefSeq names its product ABSCISIC ACID-INSENSITIVE 5-like protein 5. Gene Ontology annotation, cellular component: nucleus. The transcript has 6 exons. The coding region runs from base 174 to 1457 and encodes 427 amino acids. Gene Ontology annotation, molecular function: DNA-binding transcription factor activity. NCBI's taxonomy places the organism in Eukaryota, Viridiplantae, Streptophyta, Magnoliopsida, Asterales, Asteraceae. Gene Ontology annotation, biological process: positive regulation of DNA-templated transcription. The record is from RefSeq and is a predicted model, not a curated record.
ACAGUAGCUACUUCAAGCCCAAAUAAUUUAAUCAAUUCAACACAAAAUUAGUUUAGACCCCCACCAUUCAUGUAGCUGUCCAGGUCGAGGUGCGCAUCUGAUUAGAUAGAGGAGGGCUUUUUAUUCGUUCAGGAAAUUGAAUUGGGAUUCUAUAGAGCAUUUAGGGGAGAAUUAUGAACUUGAAGAACUUUGGAAAUCAGGCAAUGGAAAUGGAUAGCACAAGUGGCCGGCCUCCAGGCAACUUCCCGUUGGCCAGGCAAGGGUCGAUCUAUUCGUUGACUUUUGAUGAGCUACAAAACACCAUGGGUAGUAUUGGUAAAGAUUUUGGAUCUAUGAACAUGGAUGAGUUAUUGAAGAACAUUUGGAAUGCAGAAGAAAUGCAAACAAUGGGAUUUAACACCAGCACCAGUGUUCAAGAUCGUGGGGGUGUUGGUGGAACAAACUUACAGAGACAAGGGUCGUUAACACUUCCAAGAACGUUAAGUCAAAAGACGGUUGAUCAAGUUUGGAAGGAUUUAUCAAAAGAAAACAGUAACAGUUUUGGACAACCGAACUUGCCCCAAAGGCAGCAGACAUUGGGAGAGAUGACUCUUGAGGAGUUUCUUGUUAAAGCUGGUGUUGUCAGAGAAGAAACCCAUUUAGCUGGUAAACCAAACGAUAACGGGUUGUUCUCUAAUUUAACAAAUAACCCCGGGUUUGGUGCUAUUGGAUUCCAACCGGCUGUAGGUCAGAAUGCUUCUGUUGAUGUUAUGAGAAGCAGGAUCCCUGAUCCUGAUGGUGGUAGUAAUCAAAUUUCAUUUCAAUCUGCAAAUUUACCAUUGAAUGGCAAUGGGGUUCGGUCUGCACAAAAUCAACAGCAACCAUUGUUUCCGAAGCAAACCAAUUUACCAUAUGGAGCUCCGAUGGGUCUAAUGAACAGUAAUCAUUUGGGUAGUCCUGUGAUCCGAAAUGGAGUUGUGGGUCUUUCUGAUCCACUGAUGAAUGGUAAUUUGGUUUCAGCUGCUACUUUACAAGGAGGGAUUGGGGGUAUGGUUGGGUUGGGUGGAGGUGGAGGUGGAGGUGGGGAGGUGACUGUUGCUGCAGGAUCUCCGCCAGUUUCGUCGGACGGGAUAGGAAAGAGUAAUGGAGACACAUCUUCUGUAUCACCUGCUCCUUGUGUUUUUAAUGGAGUUAUGAGGGGAAGGAAAGGGAGUGCCAUUGAGAAAGUUGUGGAACGGAGGCAGAGGCGAAUGAUAAAGAACAGAGAGUCAGCUGCCAGAUCACGGGCUCGUAAGCAGGCGUAUACUAUGGAACUGGAAGCGGAAGUCUCAGAACUGAAACAGAAGAAUCAAGAACUGAAACGGAAACAGGCAGACAUGAUGGAAAUGCAGAAGAAUCAGCAGGUUAUGGAGAUGAUGAAUAUGCAACCUGGAACAAAACGACAGCGUUUGAGGAAGACAGUUUCUGGUCCAUGGUGAAUGGUGGAUCUGAUGUGAUGAUGAUGAUGAUGAUGAUCUAAUAGCAUUCAUGCUUCUGUUUCUGUAAAAGUUAAAAUGGUAUAUGUUCUCCAUUUAAGGUGAGUGAGUUACAGAGGCAUUUAGGUAUAUAGAAUUAUCCCUUUUGAUAUAUGAUAUUACAUUAUAGGUUGUGAAAGAAAGAAAGAAAAAAAGGCAUUUGUUUAGGAUAUAUGAUGCUUCUUUAUCUUGCUUUGUGAUUGUGAAUGCUAUUUAUUAUAGAUUACAUGCUAUAAAAA